AUGUCUAAAGAUGUAUGUGAUGAGAUGACUGUUGAAAUCUUCUCCAGACUACCAACCAAAUCCCUUCUCCGUUUUAGAGCAGUUUCCAAAUCAUUAUGUGCUCGUAUUGGUAGCCCCGCCUUCAUCCGUUUGCAUGCUCUUCGUUCUCCGAAAAAGUUCUUGUGCAUACACCACGAUGGAUAUAAAGAUGAAGGGAUAUAUAAGACUAAAAACUUCUAUACAUUCCAUUCUGAAGGCCAAUUGCCUUAUAAUUCCUAUAUGGGCAUAAAUCCAAUCAAGUAUCCUUUCAUAGAUGCCAGAUCAACUUUUGGCUCAUGUAAUGGGAUUCUAUGCCUUCGUGCAUUUGGAAAGGGUGUGACUCUAUGGAACCCUUCAACUAGGCGCAAAGUAGCUAUUCGUGAUCCUCGUACUUUUCGUGGUGACUCUCCUGUCUAUGGGUUUGGUUACGACCCCGUCAUCCAAGAUUACAAGAUUUUGAGGAUAUCCCACCCAACUUUAUUUGUUUGCACCGUCAAGACACGCACUUGGCGUAAGAUUGCUUCCCCUAAUGAGUGUUCUCGGGUGACUUCAUACCAGUGUCUUUUCAAUGGAGCACUGCAUUGGGUCGAAACACAUGUGCGAACAUUGUUAUUUGAUAAAUACACUUAUUAUGAUCAUCAUAUAAUGACUUUCGAUUUCAGCUCUGAGGUUUGUUCUUCGAUUGAGUUGCCAGAGCCAACUUGGGAAACGAGUGGACUGGCAGUCAUCAAAGGUUCUCUAGCCGUUAUUUCUAGAAUUUCUGUAAGACACAAUGAUUGCACGAUUUGGGUGAGGAGAGAAUAUAAUGACACUUCUGCUUUUUGGUCAGUUGCUUUUAAACUGAAUACAGUUUCAUAUGGGAAUCAAGUUGAUAGAUUUUUUCAACUUACCGCCACUGACGAUCUCCUGUUAGACCCAUACGGUAGGGGGAUCAAAGUUUAUAAUCCGGAGACAGAGGUGCUAUCACAACUUGCAGACUUCAGUGCUUCUUCACACAUAGUUGGCAUGUAUAUUUGUGUUGAAAGCCUUGAAUUGUUAGAUAUGGGGAAUUCAUGUUAUCAUGGAAAGCAGAUCGCCAGGAAAAAAGCAAAGCCCAAAAAGUGA
Molecule: messenger RNA, 1122 nt
Organism: Helianthus annuus (common sunflower)
Lineage: Eukaryota; Viridiplantae; Streptophyta; Magnoliopsida; Asterales; Asteraceae
Product: putative F-box protein At3g16210
Exons: 1
Coding region: 1-1122 (373 amino acids)
Molecular function (GO): protein binding
Source: RefSeq, a predicted model, not a curated record